Cottoperca gobio is the source of this 2505-nucleotide messenger RNA. It is a transcript of the gene tmem205, whose product is annotated as transmembrane protein 205. Bases 264 to 830 code for a protein of 188 amino acids. Lineage: Eukaryota; Metazoa; Chordata; Actinopteri; Perciformes; Bovichtidae. The transcript is spliced from 4 exons. The record is from RefSeq and is a predicted model, not a curated record.
ACUCCUGUGUAAUGCCUGUCAGUCAGUCAGCAGGGCAAGAAUACCAAAAUUCAACCAAACUGCUGUAACUGAGAGCUGAUAAAAAGCCACUGCUAUUUCAUAAUCUUCACAUGGUGUUUAUCCAUCUGUGUUUACUGGGGCACUAAUGUUAACCGGGGCUGGAGUCCGUUUAACGUUUCGUUAGUUUGUUUAUUGGACUAAAUCCAAAGUGGCAGAAACUAGAGAAUGAUCUGCAUAUUCGUGUCUUCUUCCUGAGUGACACCAUGGCAACAGAGGGGGAGCCCACAGACUUGGUCAAAGUGCUGCACCUCCUGGUGCUCUCUUUCUCCUGGGGUAUGCAGGUCUGGGUCUCCUUCAUAGCAGGUUUUGCAUUGGUGUUGCAGGUAAGUCGGCAUACCUUUGGCCUGGUGCAGAGUAAGCUCUUCCCUGUGUACUUCUACUGCCUUCUGGGUAGCAACGUAGUAAGCCUGGCUGUUUUUGCUGUGUACCACCCCAGGGAGCUGCUGGACUGGCAUGAAAGUGUGCAGAUGGUUUUGUACUUUGUGGCACUGAUCAUGGCGGGCCUGAAUGCCCAGUGGUUCGGCCCAACGGCCACUGAGGUGAUGUUCCAGAUGAGGGAAGUGGAGAAGGAGCAUGACCUGGGGAACCAGAUUGGCUUGGGCAGCCAGAAAGAGGCUUAUGCUAAACUCAAAGAGCAGGACCCCAAGUACAGAGCCUACAAGCGCACGUUUGGCUGCUACCACGGGUUGUCCAACCUCUGCAACCUGAUAGGAUUCAUCUGCACCUCAACUAAUUUGAUCUACACAGCUCUGAAUUUAUCCACCAUUUAGAGAAGAGUAGGUUUAAAUCUAGUAUCUGUGGACUUGAGUUAAAUAUACCCACAAAUUAAAGUAUAAGUGAAUCCCUGCUACAGCUUUCCCAAGUGUCCUUAUGAGGGAGGAUGCCUUUGUUGCCAUUGAGAUUCCAAAAGAACCCCCCAUUGCUAUUCACUCUUAUCGAGAAGGAUCUAGCUCUAGAUCAUCAGGAUAUAAUAGCAUGCGUCAGUUUGAAUAAGCCACACGACCUCCACCAACAACACCAAGGUAAACAAUACAACCUUAUAUUCUGAUGCAACCAUAACUUAUAAAGUUAUAAUACAGUGACAUGCAAACAUUAUUUACUGGUAAGAAGCUUAACAAACGUGUAUGAUUUUACAGCUUAACACAGAAUAACACAUAUUACACCAUGGGUCCUGGAGAUGGUGGGCUCGACCUGGAGCCCUUCAGCUUUUGCUUUAACUGGUUGUCAGUUCAGCACUUUCCCUACUGUCAAUCAAUAUCUAAUUAAGGCUGCACAAAAUAGGAUGGUUUUUUUGUAUUUGUUUUUGAUUACAUUGCUCAUGAUUGUAACUUUUCAUUUAAAAACACAUAAAUGUUAUCACCAAACCAUAGAGCUGUGUGGGAAAUGUCUUGCUUCCCCAGCAGGGGGCGAUGUUUAGACACAAUUGUAUUCAGUGAAAGUUUGUUGCUGAGCACAGAAUAGAUUAGUUGUGCAUUUCAUUUGUAAAAAAUAUUGUAUUUCUAGAUAUUUUAAUGAAAUUGUUAAAUGUGCCAAUGCUGUUGAACUAACACUGUGAUUGGGAGAUUAAACGGCGUGCUGUUAAUAUUCUCUCAUGUGCGUCCACUGUUAUUUAUUUAAACAUGUACUGGUCUGUCAGCUUUGUAUGCUCUAAAACCAAACACUUGUUUUAUUGCAAUGGUUUGGAAAGACGCUGUGCUUUAAUCCUAAUAGAUUCACAUUGAUGAGGGAACCCAGACCCAACAGACAGUGCCUGGAUUUGGAAUAGGCAGCUUUUUAUUUAAUUACCAAUGACGCACAUCAGGUUUUGAGAGGACCAGCCUUGAAAACAAAGAACACUGCUUUGCUGGCCAGCUACAGGAUGAGAGUAGCUCUGUCCUUGUUACAGCUACAAUAUCAGCACUAAUGGAUUAUAAUGGUAAUAAUUGAUAAUGAUAAUAAUUAUUCAUGUUUGCCUUUUUUUAAAGAUGUUUUCAAUAAUAAUUUAAUGAGAUUCUUUUAUUGCUUUCUAGUUCAUUAAAAUACAGUAUGCCGUUUGUGUUAUCUUGCUGACAUUGUGUGUUAGUGCCUUGUUGUCAGUUUGGAGAUUGUACAAGGAAGUUGGUCCAAAUGUCUACACAUUUUGAAACCCUCAGUGACUUUACUGGGUCUUUCCUGUCAAGCUGCCCCAGUAGCAUCAGGAAAUAAAGUAAACCUUGUUUAACCAAAGAACAAGUUUAUCCACUAAUCGCUUCAUGCCAUGGCCUGGGAGAAAGUUCAAGUGAAACGUUUACUUCCUGCAUACAGUUUGAGAAGUGGAAGGAAUGUUGGUAUGAAUAACCCCAUAACAACUAUACACAGUAUAGUAAUGAGUAGAUCUGGACUGUUGAAAUACUAUUUAAGAAGGGCCAGAUUUGAAAAAAAGUGAAGUGCCAAGGGUUGUUUUAAUAAACACAAUGUUGCAUUGAA